AUGAGGAGAAGCAUUGCCACCUGUUACAGUGAACACGCCGUCAAAGUCUCCGAUUCUUACUGCUCCGGCCCUUCCCCUCAUCCCCAUGUCCCUUCCCAUAAUCUCCCUCUCUCUGUUUCUUCCGUUUACACAGCCGACCUCUCAACCCCCCACCACCACCACCACCUCCUCCUCAUUCUUCUCCACUGGACCGCCCAACAAAUGGGUCAAGCCUUCACUAUCAAAAUCAACUCUGUUUCCCAUCCAAUUCAAACCCCCAAGGGCCUCAAAUCCUUCAAAUCCUCUAACAAUUCCCACAUUUCGAUCUUUUGGGACAUCUCCGACGCCCGAUUUGAUCCCGGACCCGACCCGGCUUCUGGCUUCUACAUCGUUGUCACUGUGGAUUCCCAAAUUGCGCUGUUGAUCGGUGAUCAGAGGGAGAAAUUCGUGAAAUUGGGGAUUUUGAAACCGGAUUUCGAUACCCAUUUCCCCAAAUUCUCUCUGGUUUCUCGGAGAGAGGAGUUUUCCGGUUACGAUUCGGUUUUCUCCACCAAGGCUAGAUUCUCCGACAGCGGUAUCCUCCACGAGAUUUCGGUCAGCUGCAGCGGCGGAAAGGAAUUGAACAACCAGAGGCUGGUAGUGUUAAUCGACAAGAAACAGGUGUUUGAAGUAAAGAGAUUGAGGUGGAAUUUUCGAGGGAAUCAAACCAUUUUUUUAGAUGGGUCGGUAGUUGACAUGAUGUGGGAUGUUUACGACUGGCUUUUCCGCCCCGAAUCAGCGGCGGAGACCACGGCGGCGGUGGCGGCGUUCAUGUUCAGGACGAGGCGUGGAUUGGACAGUCGGCUGUGGCUGGAGGAGAAAACGAAGCAAGAAAAGCCCGGGUUUUCUCUGUUGAUUCGAGCUCGUAAAAAUCCAGAUUAA
Cucurbita pepo subsp. pepo (vegetable marrow) is the source of this 900-nucleotide messenger RNA. RefSeq lists its product as uncharacterized. NCBI's taxonomy places the organism in Eukaryota, Viridiplantae, Streptophyta, Magnoliopsida, Cucurbitales, Cucurbitaceae. The record is from RefSeq and is a predicted model, not a curated record.